Messenger RNA from Chironomus riparius, 1085 nucleotides. NCBI's taxonomy places the organism in Eukaryota, Metazoa, Arthropoda, Insecta, Diptera, Chironomidae. The record is from the annotation of a GenBank genome assembly.
UCAGUCAAGUUCACACAUCUGAGUUGAUAACAAGUGCCUUUUUAAAAUUGAGAAUAAAAUGAAAUUUUGUUUACUUUUAAUAUUUAUUUAUAAAAUCGCGGCCUUUCCAACCGUAAUCGACGAUCGUGUUGUAUUUCCUGAUGAACUAGAGAACAAUCAAAACUCGAAUGAUUUAAAUUUCAAUGAUCUUGAAAGUCGAUUUGAUGACGAUGGAGGAGAUCUCAAACUUGACCUUACACCUUUUCUGAAUGACUCAAAUAUUUUAAAGUCAGAUAAUGACACAGAAGAGUUUUUGUAUGAGGAACAAUCAGGAGGGAAACCUCAAUAUGGUGAUUUAUUUCAAGGUGAUAUUGAAUUAGUGCCAGAACAAGUUAAGCUUCUAAAUGGCACUGGCGAAGAUGCUGAUCUUGCAGAUAGAACUGGAUUGAUCUCAGCAGUUUAUCGAUGGCCUAAAAAUAGGAACGGAAAAGUUAUUGUUCCUUACAUUAUAUCAAGUAUUGACUACUCAUUCAAAGACAGACAACGCAUUUUGCUAGGCAUGGCUGAUAUUGAAAAAUACACAUGCAUAAAAUUUAUGCCUCGAUCUCAACAAUAUGAUUACAUUUAUAUUAAAUCUGGAUCUGGUUGUUCAUCAAAUCUCGGAAAAAUUGGUGGAAAACAAACAGUCAGUCUUCUCAAAAAUGGCUGUCUAAAUCGUUCAACAGUAAUUCAUGAACUUAUUCAUAGUCUUGGAUUUGAUCACAUGCAAAAUAGAUCAGAUCGUGAUAUUUAUGUCUGGAUUAUGUGGGAGAAUAUUGAGAACAAACAUAAACAUAAUUUUGAAAAAGUCGAUUCUAGAAGAUUUAAAAAUUUUGACACACCAUAUGACUACUAUUCAGUCAUGCAUUAUGAGCCAAUGGCUUUUUCUAAAAAUAAUAAAAGGACGAUUUUACCGAAAUUCAAAGGAUACAGAAAUGUAAUAGGACAACUUAAUGGAAUGAGUCAUGGAGAUGCUAAGAGAUUGAAUAGAAUGUAUCAGUGCAAAUUUUAGAGAUGAUUAAAAAUUGUCCAUAUUCAGCACAUUUAGAGGCUUAACCAGGAAUUUG